Messenger RNA from Lathyrus sativus (Indian pea), 2262 nucleotides. The record is from the annotation of a GenBank genome assembly. NCBI's taxonomy places the organism in Eukaryota, Viridiplantae, Streptophyta, Magnoliopsida, Fabales, Fabaceae.
AUGAUUUUGCUGACUCAACACUUUUCACACCCACUUUUAUUCUUUUCUUAUAAAUCAAACCCUUCAUUCAAUCAAUUCAAUCACCAUGUGCAACUUCAUCAAGGUUUCACUUUCCUUACCCAAAUUUCUCAACAAUUUCCCAUUAUGCCUAUUUCCAAUGGAAGGCAUUUCAAGAGGAGGAAUUUGAACAAAUGUUUCUCUUAUUCUGAAUCUGAAAAAUCUCCAUUACCAACUGAUCCAGAUAAGAAACAGGGGCAAUUGGGAGGAGGGAGUGAUGGUGCUGUGGCUGCGGAGGGGGAGAAUCCUGAUCUUCAGACGCUGUUUAGAAGGUUCUGGAAAGUGGCUGCUCCUUAUUGGAGUUCUGAUGAUAAGGUCCAAGCAAGAUUGCAGCUUGCUAGUGUUUUCAUUCUCACUCUGGCUACCACUGGAAUUAGUGUUGGAUUCAGUUUUCUAGGGAGAGAUUUCUAUAAUGCACUUGCCAACAAGGAUCAAGAGCAAUUUACGAAGCAGCUACUUUACUACUUGGGUGGCUUUGCUGGAGGAAUCCCGUUUUUUGUAUUGAGAGAUUAUGCAAGAGAGACUCUUUCAUUGAGAUGGAGGUCUUGGAUGACGAGGUAUUACAUGGAUCGCUAUUUGAAGAAUCAGACUUUCUAUAAACUUCAGUCACAGUCAAUUAUCGAUAAUCCAGACCAGCGAAUUGUUGAUGAUCUAAGUUCUUUCACCGGAACAUCCCUUUCUUUCUCUCUGACACUCUUCAACGCUGCCGUAGACUUAAUCUCAUUCAGUAACAUCUUAUAUGGAAUAUAUCCUCCACUCUUUAUUGUUCUUCUCUUAUACUCUAUUGGUGGUACAGCUAUAAGUGUUUUCCUCGGAAAGGGCCUGGUGACUUUGAAUUUCUUGCAAGAGAAAAAGGAGGCGGACUUUCGUUAUGGACUUGUAAGGGUUCGGGAAAAUGCUGAGUCAAUUGCUUUCUAUGGUGGUGAAGAGAGUGAGAUGCAACUUCUUCUGAUGCGCUUCAAAAGUGCUUUCGAAAAUCUGACCCAAUUGCUGAUUUCUUCUAGAAAUCUGGAGUUCUUCACCAGUGGUUAUCGCUAUGUCAUUCAAAUUCUUCCUGCUGCUGUUGUUGCUCCGAUGUAUUUCUCCGGAAAAAUCGAGUUUGGUGUCAUCAAUCAGUCAGUAUCUGCUUUUAAUCACAUCCUUGGUGACUUUUCUCUCAUCGUGUACCAGUUUCAAGCAAUAAGUGCUUUUUCUGCUGUCAUUAAUCGUUUAGGUGAGUUUGAUGAUGUUUUGGACAGAAGCAACUCUAAAUCUCUCCCAGAUUCUUUGGAAGACAUAGAUAUUAUAUACAAAGACUUUAUAAGUUCAUCUGUAUUGGAAUCUAACGGAUUAACUCCACAAGAGAAACACGAAACAUUAUUGGAGAUAGAAAAUUUGAUUCUGAAGACACCAAGUGAAUCUACACUUAUUAGAGACUUGUCAUUGGCAAUCAAGCAAAAGGAUAAUUUACUGAUAACAGGACCGAGUGGAAGUGGAAAAACUUCUUUGUUAAGAGCUAUGGCUGGUCUAUGGAAAACUGGAACUGGAAAAAUCAUAUACUAUGUAAAAGAAGGGGAAGACACUGAGAAGUUUAGUUCAGAUGUGAAUACUCCUUUAAUAAAUACUGCUCGUAACUCAACGGAAGACCGUGGAAAAUCCAUAAGCAGAAAAUCCAGAAUUUUUUUCCUACCUCAAAAGCCGUACAUGGUUUUAGGUACUCUUCGUCAACAAUUACUUUAUCCAACUUGGGGUGAUGAUGUAGUUCCAACAUUAGAGAGUAACGAAAAAGAUGUGCUUACUUUCUUGUCAAACUCAGAUGAUAUGAAUAGUGAACUCGUGAAGCCGGGAACAGAUGAUUUGAUAAAAAUCUUAGAGGAUGUCCGUCUUGGCUACAUAUUGGCUCGAUUCGGUUUGGAUUCAACACAUGAAUGGUCUAGUGUUCUUUCUCUGGGAGAACAACAACGUCUUGCGUUUGCCCGUCUUUUACUUUCGAAACCUCAGCUGGCUCUAUUGGAUGAGUCGACAAGCGCACUUGAUGAAGCCAAUGAGGUUCAUCUGUACGAAAAGAUUGCGGCAGAAGGUGUAACAUACAUCAGUGUUGGACAUCGAUCAACCUUAUGCGAUUUUCAUGACAGAAUCCUACGCAUAUCAGCGACUGAUUCUAACAACGAACAGCCAAAUUGGUGCAUUGAACCCACUAGACGCGAAUCCUCUUUAAAAAUUUAG